CGCAUGUCACUGUAGCUGCGCUAUUCGCAUAAUUCUGUUGUCUGUAGAGGGCAUAAAUUAUACAGCGGCAUCAGAUCUUAGAAAAGUAAGAGCUGGAGCAUAGCUCGCGUGAUUCAUUUCAGUAUAAAUUUGACAUUUGAACUUAAGAGACAGCUGUGUUUAAGCAGUCCUUCUGGAUUGGUGACAUACACAGUGAUGUCUUAUCCUCCUCACCUCAAUCGACAACAAAUUGGGAUACCUCAGCUGCCUCCGGGGAUCCCCCCACCGCAGUUUACAGGGUUUCCUCCUGCUGUGCCUCCAGGCACGCCGAUGAUUCCAGUACACAUGGGUAUAAUGACGCCCACUCCAACUGUGCUGGUUCCGACCACAAUGUCUAUGGCACAGAAACCAGCAAACCAGAGAAAGGAGGUGAUCACUACCCGGGCUAAAGAGCCAGAGGAGAGUGGGGCAGCCAGCGGGGGGCCCACUACCACUGUGUUUGUAGGGAAUAUCUCUGAAAAGGCCUCCGACAUGUUAGUGAGACAGUUACUGGCGAAAUGUGGCUUGGUCUUAAGCUGGAAGAGAGUGCAAGGUGCCUCUGGAAAACUUCAAGCCUUUGGCUUCUGUGAAUAUAAGGAGCCUGAGUCCACAUUGAGAGCCUUGAGGCUUCUCCAUGAACUACAGAUCGGGGAUAAGAAGUUGCUGGUUAAGGUUGAUGCUAAGACCAAGGCCCAGCUGGAUGAGUGGAAGGCCAAAAAGAAGAGUGCCAAUGGAGAAGCCAAGGUGGAAGAUGGGGCCAAAGAGGAAGAGGAUGAAGAAGAGGUGUUGGAUGAAGAGACCAAGAGGCGGGAUCAGAUCGUAAAAGGUGCCAUCGACGGCUUAAUUCGUGAGUACGCUAGCGAACUUAACGCUACCUCACAGGAUUCCGAAGCCCACCACAGAAAGAAACGCAAAGAGAAGAAAGAGGAGGAGGACAUCAAUGCCAUCGAGAUGGAGGAGGACAAACGUGACCUCAUAUCUAGAGAAAUCAGUAAAUUCAGAGAUACUCACAAGAAACUCGAGGAGGAGAAAGAGAAAGAAAGACAGGAAAUCGAACGAGAGAGGAGGGAAAGGGACAAAGAGAGAGAACGAGAAAGGGAGAGGCGGGACAGGGAACGCGAGAAGGAACGAGAACGAGAGCGACUGAAGGAGAGAGAGAAAGAACGAGAGAGGGAACGGGACCGUGACCGCGAGAGGACGAAAGAGAGGGAGAGAGAGAGAGAACGGGAAAAGGAGAGGAGCCGCGACCGCAGCAAAGACCGCAGCAGGUCCAGGGAGAGAAGCCGAGACGAGAAAAAGCGCGAUCGCGAGGAGGACGAAGAAGAGGCGUACGAACGGAGGAAACUAGAGAGGAAGCUGAGGGAGAAGGAGGCAGCCUAUCAGGAGCGACUGAAGAACUGGGAGAUCAGGGAGAGAAAGAAGGCCAGGGACUACAGCAAAGAGACGGAGAGAGAGGAAGAGAGACGUCGAGAGAUGGCCAAAGAAGCCAAACGGCUGAAAGAGUUUCUGGAAGAUUACGAUGACGACAGAGACGACCCAAAGUACUACAGAGGCAGUGCUCUGCAGAAACGGUUCAGGGACAGAGAGAAGGAGAGAGAGCUGGAUGAAAGAGACAGGAAGAGAGAAAAGGAGGAGCUGGAGGAGAUCAGACAGAGACUGCUGGCCGAGGGACACCCCGACCCCGACGCCGAACUGCAGAGGAUGGAGGAGGAGGCGGAGCGGGAGCGACAGCCUCCGCUGAAGCAGGAGCAGCUGGUUGAGGAGGAGCAGAGGAGCUCUCGAGAAGAACGACACAGAAGAGGAGGAGGAGGCGGGGCUCCAGAGCAGGAGAUGCGCUCGGACGAAAACGACGUCGAAGACGGCGAGGAUGAGGACGACGACGAAGAACCCAAGCCGUGCCUAAAGCCCACGCUCCGACCGGUCGCCGCGGCGACGUCCAUUUCAUCCGCCAGCGGAAACGUAACGCCCAACACGCCGGGCAACGAAUCGCCCUGCGGCAUCAUCAUCCCGCACGAAAACUCCCCACCAGAGGCCCAGCCGCUCGAGGAGCACCGACCAAAGAUUGGCUUAAGCCUGAAAUUAGGAGCCACAAGCAGUCCGAACCAACCUCACGCCGUAAAGCGUAAGAAGCUGGCCCCGGUCGACAGCGUCUUUAAUAAGUUUGAUGACGACGAGGCUGACGAGGCGCCCCGGAAGAGGAAGCUGGUGCCCCUGGACUACAACGAGGACGAAAAGAGCGGCCUGGGGUUGGAUGGGGCAGAGGUCACGGGGACUAAGGGUGGAGUGAACACGGAGGAAAAACGCAAGCAUAUCAAGAGUCUGAUCGAGAAAAUCCCAACAGCCAAACCCGAACUUUUCAACUAUCCGCUGGACUGGAGUAUGGUGGACACGACUCUGAUGGACCGGCGGAUUCGACCGUGGAUCAACAAGAAGAUCAUAGAGUACAUUGGCGAAGAGGAAGCCACACUAGUUGACUUUGUCUGUUCAAAGGUAAUGGCUCAUAGCACACCGGAAGGCAUACUGGACGACGUUGCUAUGGUACUGGAUGAAGAGGCAGAGGUCUUCAUCGUGAAGAUGUGGCGGCUGCUAAUCUACGAAACAGAGGCCAAGAAAAUAGGCCUCGUUAAAUAAUGAGACUCAGAUUUUUUUUUUUUUUUUUUUUUGUACUCUUAUAAUCCAUCAGCACUGAUCUAAAACACACUACAGCAGAUCUUUGACUGCGGACCUGUACUCCUGUCCAGCUACAGUGAAGCUCUACAGCCCCAGAGCUACCGCUGCUGUGUAUGUGUGUACGUGCGUGCGUGUGUGUGUG
Messenger RNA from Chanos chanos (milkfish), 2830 nucleotides. It is a transcript of the gene rbm25a, whose product is annotated as RNA binding motif protein 25a. Lineage: Eukaryota; Metazoa; Chordata; Actinopteri; Gonorynchiformes; Chanidae. Bases 196 to 2649 code for a protein of 817 amino acids. The transcript is spliced from 18 exons. The record is from RefSeq and is a predicted model, not a curated record. Gene Ontology annotation, biological process: regulation of alternative mRNA splicing, via spliceosome. Gene Ontology annotation, cellular component: spliceosomal complex. Gene Ontology annotation, molecular function: mRNA binding.